AAGUCCCUAAAGCCGACUGCGCAAAGAAGGCUGUGUCUACGAGGAUAAGGGUGAGCCAAACGGGAACAGUCAACAAGCCGAAGCCAUCAGUACGGGUAAUACGAUGGAUGCCGAGCUUUGUAGCACAAGACACUUGACUCAAUAGCUCCCUGGAUGGAGGCCACACUCCAGGAACGAUACGAUCGAGUGACACAGAGAAAUUGGAAACAGUGCCACCAACAAACCGUUCAAUGCUUAAGGGUCGAAGUCAGUAUGACUCGUUCAACAUGAUCGGGAAUUCCGGCGCGGAUCUGCAUAACAUGGGUGAAUGACCUCAGAUCCAAAACAUAAACACAAAUAUGGGUUUGAAUUUGGACGGAAUGAGAUUAUGUCCCGUAAACCAAAACUGAAGCGACUAUGGAUGAACGGUGGUUUUGAAUAUGCUUCACACGCGAAGAUCGUCACUUGCACCACAUGGGUGCGGGUCUAUCUCGUCAUAUCCAGUCGAUUAAGCUUGAGGUGCUUCUGCAGUUGAGUUUGCCUCUAUCGACGCUUGAUGCUUCCGUCCGUUCCAGAAGGCGUUGUUCCCAGAGACGCUUCGAUUCAUCAGCUAGAAAGACAAAGGAAACUUUAAUCGGCAAUUUGGCGGAACUCUUUUCCCUUGCCACCUUGCGCAAACUGGGUCCCUCGAGAAAACAAAAAAAAAAGUCACUGGUUGCUCGAUCACUGUUCAUUCUGUAUCCCCAGUCACCGGAAAACUGAAAGCGUUGAACUCCCUCCCCGGCGAGACCGACCAAAAAAGCAGAUCAUGCAGAUCGCAGGACAGAGGAGAUAAGAUAGGGACAUCCUCCGCAAACCCCAAAUUCAGGUCCUUGUCGAGUUGUCGCAGCAGAGACGGGCCAACAUACCGUUCGGGCAAGCACCGGCCGGUGCAGAGCCGGGUUCGAUCGAUGGAUUCAUGGGUGUUGGCGCGCAGUGGCCACUGCGUAAAAAGUUUAAUCAGGCUGGGUGGAGACACCGCACGCUCUCCC
Aspergillus fijiensis CBS 313.89 is the source of this 1010-nucleotide messenger RNA. RefSeq lists its product as uncharacterized. The transcript has a single exon. Bases 454 to 741 code for a protein of 95 amino acids. Lineage: Eukaryota; Fungi; Ascomycota; Eurotiomycetes; Eurotiales; Aspergillaceae. The record is from RefSeq and is a predicted model, not a curated record.